AUGUCCGCUCUCCAGGUAGCAAAUGCCAUUGAGAUCGCCUGGAAUCCGUCCUCCGACCAAGCCCUAAAGUCACAAGCCUUUGACUACCUCAACCAACUCCGCUCCGAUCCCUCCGGAUGGCCCGUCUGCCUCAGCCUCUUCACCAAGUCCCCUCCACAGCCCGAGAUCGUGCGACAUGCGAGCUUGGAAAUUGUCAAUAGCGCUGCACAGACAGGGUUAAUCGAUCUGCCCUCGUUGGUCGUCGUGCGAGAUGGAUUGAUGAACUACCUCCGCAAUGUCUAUGGCCCCGACGGCACCGCCCAGCCCGAUGCACCUUACAUUCAGAACAAAAUUGCACAGACCAUCACUUUUCUCUUUUCCGCACUCUACGCCAAUGGCUGGGAGAGCUGUUUCGAUGACCUUCUCAGCCUCACCUAUAAGAGCUCCGCGAGCUCGUCCCGCGACAACGCACUCGGAAUCGUCUUUUACUUGCGUGUGGUGAAUUCGAUCCACGAGGAGAUCGGCGAUGUUUUGGUCUCGAGAUCGCGUGGAGAGCAGGACAAGGCGAACAGUCUGAAGGAUUUGAUCCGAGAACGGGACAUGCAGAAGAUUGCCAGCUCGUGGCAGGAGAUUUUGUCGGCAUGGCGGGAUGCCGAUGACACAGUGGUCGAGAUGUGCUUGAAGGCCGUGGGCAGCUGGGUCAGCUGGAUUGACAUUGGGCUGGUCGUGAAUCAGACAAUGUUGGACCUUCUCUUCCAGCAGCUGGGCCGGGCGGAGAAGCAGGAAUUGCGCGAGGGUGAGCAGCGGGUUCGGGAUGCUGCCGUGGAUGUCUUUACCGAGAUCAUUGGCAAGAAGAUGAAGCCUGCCGACAAGAUCGAAAUGAUCAUCUUCCUCAACCUCGACUCGAUCGUCACUCAGCUUUCUAACAGCCCCCCGUUACGCGAGAACCGAUUUACCUUCAAGUACGAUACCGAUCUGGCCGAAACUGUCGCUAAGCUUGUGAAUAUUACCGUGAUGGAUAUUGUGCGGGUCCUCGAGACCGACUCUGGCGCUGUGAAGGACAAGGCGAACGAUCUUCUUCAGGUUUUCCUGCCUCACAUUUUGCGAUUCUUCUCCGAUGAAUACGACGAAGUCUGCUCGACUGUGAUUCCCUGUGUCAACGACAUGCUCACCUACAUCCGAAAGGUUUCCAAGGCCGACCCUUCUUUGGAAGCUCGCAACAAGGCCAUUCUCCUCCCAAUCUUGAAGGCGAUCGUUGCGAAAAUGCGGUACGAUGAAACCUCCAACUGGGGCGACGAGGAUGAACAGACCGACGAGGCAGAGUUCCAGGAGUUGCGUAAGCGGCUGGGUGUUCUGCAGCAGAUUAUUGCCUCUGCCGACGAGCAGCUAUACAUUGAUGCCAUCUCGGAAGUGGUGGGAACGACAUUCGAAAACUUGCGUGCCUCUGGCGGCCAGAUUGAUUGGCGUGACCUGGAUCUGGCUCUUCAUGAGAUGUUCUUGUUUGGUGACCUGGCUGUCAAGGCUGGUGGUUUGUACGCAAAGGGCGCACCUACUGGCCCUGCUGCCAUGCGCCUCAUUGAGAUGAUGCUUGGAAUGGUCGAGUCUGACAUCCGAUCAUUCACCCACCCUGCCACACAACUCCAAUACAUGGAGAUUUGCGUUCGUUACAGCUCGUUCUUCCAGCACCAUGCACAGCUCAUCCCCGGCGUUCUGGAAAGCUUCCUCCAGCUUGUCCACCAUACGAACCGCAAAGUGAAGACUCGCUCAUGGUACCUCUUCCAACGGUUAGUGAAGCAGCUACGGGGCUUCAUUGGCAACGUGGCACAAACCGUUGUCGAGGCUUUGGGCGAUCUCUUGGUCAUCCAAGCCGAGCUUCCGUCUGAAGGCGAAGAUGGCGAUGAAAUGUCGUCCGAGGAUCAUGAGGGCUCCGCAGAUGCCGUUUUCAAUAGCCAACUCUACCUCUUCGAGGCUGUCGGCGUCAUCUGCUCGACCAACAGCGUGCCUGUGGAUAAGCAGGUUCUCUACAUUCAGUCGGUUGUGAACCCCAUUUUCGCCGAUAUGGAGCGCAAUCUUGCAGCUGCCAAGUCCAACGAUGAACGGGCCUUGUUGCAGAUCCACCACGAUAUCAUGGCCUUGGGAACUCUUGCUCCUACCACCAACCCCCCAGGCAGUUUGCCUGCGCCCGAAGUCUCCGAGUGUUUCUGUCAAGUGGCAGAGGCAACCUUGGUCUCCCUGGAGUCUCUCAAAACCUCGUUCAAUAUCCGGACUGCCGCUCGCUUUGCCUUCUCCCGGCUGAUCGGCGUUCUGGGUGCCCGCAUCUUGCCCCAGCUUCCUCGUUGGAUCGAUGGCCUCCUGACCCAGACCUCUUCGCGAGAUGAGAUGGCCCUUUUCCUGCGUCUUUUGGACCAGGUCAUCUUCGGAUUCAAGAGCGAGAUCUACAGCAUUCUUGAUACUCUUUUGACUCCCUUCCUGCAGCGCGUCUUUUCAAGCAUCGCGGAUCCUACUACGGGUACCGACGAUGAGAUUCAGCUUGCUGAACUCAAGCGUGAAUACCUGAACUUCCUGCUCGCCGUGUUGAACAAUGACCUUGGAGCUGUGAUAAUUAGCGAGAGAAACCAACCCAUUUUCGAAACCGUCAUUACCACCAUCGAGCACUUUGCCAAGGACAUUGACGACUUUACCACCGCCAAGAUGGCCUUCUCCGUUCUUUCUAGGAUGGGUAGCGCCUGGGGUGGUCCCGAUAUUGCUCCCGGAGCUACCAAUGGUGCCGCAUCCACUCAAACGGCACUUCCUGGAUUCGGCGGAUUCAUGAUCAGCCGUCUCUCGCCCCUGUGCUGGGCCCUCCCUACCACUCCAUCCUUCAACUCUAAAGAUGCUCUUGCUAAGCAAGUUCUUGCCGAAGCGGGUGCACUGCAGCGCACAAUCUACCUUAAGACGGGUAUGGAAUAUGUUCAAUACUUGCGGACUCAGGAGCUGCCCGGCAUGGGCAUGGGCGGUGACCUGAUUGAAGAAUUCUUGACGGCACUCAGCCAGCUGGACAUGAAGGGGUUCCGGCAAUUCUUCCCAUCAUUCAUCCAGCGAUUGAGCGCAUAA
Messenger RNA from Penicillium cataractarum, 3072 nucleotides. Its product is annotated as Ran GTPase-binding protein LOS1. Lineage: Eukaryota; Fungi; Ascomycota; Eurotiomycetes; Eurotiales; Aspergillaceae. Gene Ontology annotation, cellular component: nuclear matrix; nuclear pore; cytoplasm. The transcript has 3 exons. Gene Ontology annotation, biological process: tRNA re-export from nucleus. Gene Ontology annotation, molecular function: small GTPase binding; tRNA binding. The record is from RefSeq and is a predicted model, not a curated record. Bases 1 to 3072 code for a protein of 1023 amino acids.